AAGGAGAGCAGCACCCGCGGCUCCCUGCAGCUCCCGGGGGUGCUGGGGGAACGCAGGCGCUGUUCGCACGGUGCUCCGGGCCCCUCAGCCCAGAUCCAGCUCGUGGCGUUCCCAGAAACACGGCCGGUGCCGGGCCAGAGCGAGUCUGGUGCAAAACCCACGCGUUUUUUGCAGCUGUGGGUCUGCGGGGGGGCUGCCCGGCUCUUUGCUUUCCAGACCCCCGCUUCUGACUGCGGCCGUGUGCCGGGGCUGAGCCACGCCGAGGGCUGUGGGCACGGUGCUGCCCUGCGGGGCGAUCCGGGAGGGGUGAGGAGGGGGAGUGGGGGCUCCCUGGGCACAGCGAACCCCUCCGUGGCCUCUCGGGGGUAAAUUAAUCAUUAAACCCUCGGAGAGCCUUAAAGCGACCGCUGUCUGCGAGGCCGGGCGGGGGCUGUAGGCAGCGCGGGGCUGCCCCUGGCAUGGAGGAGCUGGCUCCUUUUUGGUCCUGUGGGGCUGGCUGUGGGGGGGUCCUGCCCGCAGAGCUGGGCAGAGCACCCUCUCCCUGGGAAACCUGAGCCCCGCCCCAGCCCUCCCCAUCCUCUCCCCCAUGGGGAGCCCUCCUGAAGCUCGGUCCCCGCGCAGCGGCCGUGUCACCUCCCCGGGAGCGCUGGGGGGACAAGGGGAAGGGGAAGGAGUAGAGGAGGGUGCUGCCUGCUGCUGGAAUAACCCCAGGCAGGGCUGCUGGGGGCUCUGCCGCCCCCUCCCCGCCAGGUCGGGGCCGUGGAUGGAGGCACAGGAGCGGGGAGAAGCCACCUCGGCUGCCGCCAGUUGCUGCUCUCGGGGUUCGCCCCGUGAUGCCGGUGCUCGUUCAGCUCUCGGGGAGCAGCCGCUGGCCCCGGCGUGGGCUCGGCACAAAGGGCUGGCCUCCCAACAGGGGGAGCGGCUCCCAAACGGCCCCAGGAGGGCCACGGGGGCCGGGCCGUGCGUGGCUGCAGCCCUCCAGGUGAGCCCGCUCCCGUUCCUCUCGCAGCCAGCCCGGUGGCCACGCACUUUCUGCGGGGCUGUGCCCGUGCCGGCGGCCCGCAGGAGGCCAGCAGUCGAGGCCUGGGGAGCGGUGGCACGGGGACAGGCUUUGUCAAAGGUUUCCUCCGUGCCUCGGAAGCUAAUCCUGCCGUCACGUGGUGCCGCGGCUCCGCGCUCCCGCUGGCCUCGGACGCAGGCAGGGCCGCGGCCCCGCGCGGGGACGGGGGCGGCGGGGGGGGCUCCGCUCGGCCGUCGGCUGCCGGAGGGCUUUGGGUCCCUCCUUUGGGCUCGGCGACAAGCGGCCGACGGGAAGGGAAGCCCUGGCAAGGCCAGGGAGGGAAACAGGAAAAACAGCCCGUAAAAAGAGCGUAAAAAUAGCGAGCCUUGGCACGGGCCUGGCCUGCGGGGUUUUGUCUGGGCCCCUCAGGGCUGCUCCCGGGGGCUUGGGGGCAGCGAGCUUGGGGCAGCCCCGCAGUGGGGACGAGCACGAAGCCCCCGGUGCUCCUGCCUUGCCGAGCCGCCUCUUGGCGAGGCUGCGGGGCCGCGGAUGAGGCUCGGGGCCCAAGGCAGAUCCCGGACCCCCCCCAGCGCUUUGGGUGAGGGCAGGAGGCGCUGGGGCAGGAGUCGCUGGGGCAGCGGGGAGCAGCGAGCGUCGCCUCCCCGCGAGCCGUGCCUGGUGUUGGCCGGGCAGGAGGGAGCCCCGCUUCUGGAGGAGCCGCGGUUGCUGGGGACAGCUCUGACUCUGCCAUAGUCCCCACCAUGGGUGACAUGAAAACUCCAGAUUUUGACGACCUUCUGGCAGCUUUUGACAUUCCUGACAUCGACACGAACGAGGCCAUUCACUCUGGCCAUGAGGAGGCCGACGCUCACAUCAAGCAGGUCCCUGGGGAGCCGGGGCCCCCCGACCACGUCCUGCCCCACACGGACAUCACCGCGGUCAGCGUGAUCGUGAAGAACACCGUGUGCCCCGAGCAGCUCGAUGCCCUGGAUGGGCGCAGUAAGGACGGGCACGUCAUCGGGCCCCGCUUGCUGCAGAACGGCUUCGGGGCCACCGAGAUGCCCAGGUCCCCCAGCUCCAGGUCCGUGGAAGCUGUGGCAUCCUCCAAUGGGGAGUGCUGGGUGAAAGAGAAAGGUCCCAAACCGCUGGAUAUCUUCUCCCAUUUCAGUCCCGAUCCCAACGAAGACAACGCUGCCAACCUGAUCGACAGACCUCGAGAGUGCAAGCCCAAGGAGAAGUCCCUGGCCGUGCCCUCCCUCUCCCCGUCGCCCACCCCAUCGCUGGACUGCAAGGAGCCCAUGGGAGAGAGCGCGGAGAACCUGCCCCCGGCUUUCCCGCAGCCCUUUGAAACCAGCCAGGCAGGGGGAGCAAACGGGUCCCCUCCUACCGUUCCCUGCAUCAAAAAAGAGGAGUCUGACUCAGAGGAGGUGGGCCGCGAAGCCAGCCCAAAGGGUUUGGCCGCAGCCCUGGGUGACAGUCCCUUGGAGCACUUGAAGUCGGUCACUGUUCGCUACUCCACAGGUGAUUCUCCCAUCGCUUCGUGGCCCGGUUCCGACCCAAACCUGGACAGCAGCACCAGCAACCUCCCUGAAGUGAAGCGCUCGCCCACCAGCCCCCGGGAGCCGUUCUUCAAGCCUUCGUCCCCCGUGGUGCAGAGCCCCAGACUGCCCCCUUCUCCGAAGCAGCUGGAUGACAUCGCCCUCAAGGAAGAGCAGGAGGCUCUGGAGAAGUCGAUGGGAAGCCCACAGAGUAUGUCCAGUGCCGAGGAAGAGGAGGAAGAAGACGACAACAACAACGAUUCCCCUUCUUCCAAUUCCUCGCGGCCCCUGAAAGUGCGGAUUAAAACCAUCAAAACGUCGUGUGGCAGCAUCACCAGGACGGUGACCAGGGUCUCAUCGGACUCAGAGCCAGGCUCCACCAAGGGGGUGGCCGAGCAGAGCUCUCAGGAGCCCUCUCUUGAGGGUCUCAGCUUUUCGGGUUCGGCAGAGAAAGAGGACGGGAUCGUGCUGGAGGUGCCCAAGGAGAAGAUGGAUCUCUCCAGCCCCUUGAAAACCAUUGAGGGGCCAAAAAUUGUCAGCGUCCAGCUUGGCAACGGCACCAAGAUCAAAGGCACCGUCCUGCCGGUCUCCACCAUCCAGAACGCCAGCAGCGCCAUGCUGAUCGCUGCCAGCGUCGCCCAGCAGAAAUCCGUGGUGCUGCCGUCCAAGACGGGCAAAGCCGUGGCCAAGAACAUCAUCAACCUGGUGCCGCAGACCCUGCCCAAAGCCGACACGCGGACCAACGUCAGCACCGUGACGCAGACCACCACCAUCACCACCACGGCCAACCAGAAGGUCAACGGCACCACGGUGGUGAUGGUGCAGCCGCAGAAACCUUCCCCCACCAUCGCGGGCACGGUCAUCUCCAGGAGCCAGUCCAGCCUCGUGGAAGCCUUCAACAAGAUUCUCAACAGCAAAAACCUCUUGCCAACCUACAAGCCCAACCUGAACCCCCCAGCCGAUGCGAGCCUCUCGCUGCCUCCGUUCGGUUACCGCUGCCUGGAGUGCGGGGACUCCUUCGCCCUGGAGAAGAGCCUGGCUCGCCACUACGACCGGCGAAGCAUGCGCAUCGAGGUGACCUGCAACCACUGCACCAAGCGCCUCGUCUUCUUCAACAAGUGCAGUUUGCUCCUGCACGCCCGGGAGCACAAGGACAAAGGGCUGGUGAUGCAGUGCUCCCACCUGGUGAUGAGGCCCAUCGCUUUGGAUCAGAUGAUUGGGCAGCCGGACAUCACCCCCCUGGUCUCGGUCGCCUCCUUCCCUGCCGGCAAAGUGGCCGGCGUGGCUCAGGACGCCUUGGCCGCGGCCAACGGGGCUCCGGAGCUCCCCAUCCUGCCUCUGAGCAGCGGCUUGGAGCAGACCAACUACAGCUGCUUCAGGUGCCUGGAGUGCAAAGAGCAGUGCAAAGACAAGGCCGGGCUGGCCGCGCAUUUCCAGCAGACGGUGACCACGGGGACGACCAGCAGCACGGUCUGCACGACGUGCCCCAUGAUCAUGUCCAACCGCUGCAGCUUCAACGCCCACCAGAGGAUGCACAAAAACCGCCCCCCCCACGUCUGCCCCGAGUGCGGGGGGAAUUUCCUCCUCGCCAACUUCGAGACCCACCUGAAGGAGGCCUGCCUGCACUUCUCCCGGAGGGUGGGCUACAGAUGUCCCAGCUGCGCUGUGGUGUUCGGCGGGGUCAACUCCAUCAAGUCCCACAUCCAGACCUCCCACUGCGAGGUGUUCCACAAGUGCCCCAUCUGUCCCAUGGCGUUCAAGUCAGCCCCCAGCGCCCACGCGCACGUUUACACGCAGCACCCCGGCUUCAGCAACCAGCAGUCCAAAAUGAUUUACAAGUGUGCGAUGUGCGACACGGUCUUCACCCACAAGCCCCUGCUCUCCUCCCACUUCGACCAGCAUUUGCUCAACCAGCGGGUCAGCGUCUUCAAGUGCCCGGACUGCCCGCUGCUCUUUGCCCAGAAGCGCACCAUGCUGGAGCACCUCAAGAACACUCAUCAGCCCCAAAAACCCAAGGACGACCUGGCAAAGAAGGCGGCUGUCCUGCUCACACCAAAGCAGGAACCUGUCGAAACCCCCGUGUCCAAGAUUUCGGAGGAGUCAUCGUCCUCCACGGAGGAGGAUGAGCCUCCCAGCUCACCAGAGCUGCGCAAGACAAAGCGGAGCCGCUUCCAGCGCAAGACAGUCAACAAGUCGAAGGGCAGCGGGUGGACGUGCGGGGUUUGCCACUCCUGGUUCCCAGAGCGUGACGAAUACGUCUCCCACAUGAAGAAGGAUCAUGGCAAGUCGGUGAAGAAGUUCCCGUGCCACCUGUGUGAGCGUUCCUUCUGCUCUGCUCCCAGCCUCCGGAGACACGUGCGCGUGAAUCACGAAGGGAUCAAGCGCGUCUAUCCCUGCAGGUACUGCACAGAGGGCAAGCGGACCUUCAGCAGCCGGCUCAUCCUGGAGAAGCACAUCCAGGUGCGACACGGGAUCAAGGUGACCGACCAGGCAAAGAGCCAGGAGGUCGUCAUCGCCCGGAUAGGGACUGGCACUACGCAGGUGUCCAGCCGGAAGAGGAAGCUGUCCUCGGACGAGGGCGACUCAUGCAGCGAGGAGCCUGACAGCACCACGCCUCCCUCCAAAAACCCCAAGGGCGACCGCAAGGCUCCCUUCCGCUGCCGCAAGUGCGGCUACCUCGCCAGCAGCUCGGCCGACUUCCAGGAACACAUUCCCCAGCACCGGACUGACGAGAGCUCCCACCAGUGCCGGGAGUGCGGGCUCUGCUUCACCUCCCAGGUCUCCCUCAACCGCCACCGCUUCAUCACCCACAAGAAGAAGAAGGGAGCGGGCGAGAUGGAGGAGCCGGGGCCCCGCAGCCCCCUUGAAGGAGGUGCCCAGCACAUGGCCGAUGGCAAGCUGUCCUGCAAGGUGUGCGGCCGCUGCUUUGACAGCCAGCUGAACCUCAAGACGCACUUCCGCACCCACGGCAUGGCCUUCAUCCGUGCGAGGCAGAACGCAAGCCCUGAAAACUAGGGCCCCGGUGGAGGGGUAUGAGACGUGUAUAUAAUCAGCACAGAGCAGUUUGUGAGGAGGCUGCUGGAAGCCCACCUGGGUGCCACCUUCCUCCCUCCUCCUGGGCAGCGUUUUGAGGCAGGGCUGCGUGAAGGAGCUGUGAAGAGAUGCAAGCUGGCUGGUGCGCUCCGGCCCAACUCCGUGUGCCCUGCACGUGGAAUCUGCUCGGCCACGGCCCUGCGAGGCUGAGUGUUCGCCCACCCCUGCUCUGUGGGCGAGAGCAGGGCGAAGGCAGAAUUUCGGCUGCCUUAUUGUAUAGCAGAUGAGGGGCAGAGUCCAAGCCGGCCACCCUGCCCCGGGGGAAACCAAACGAUCUGUUUGCUGCUCUGUUGUCACACGGGGCCACAGCUGCCCCACAGCUGGUCGCAUCUGUGCGGAGGGACAGUGGCCUCCCUCGCCCAGGGACGAGGACAGGGAACGACAUCUCCCCACCCUGGGCCAGUGUUGGCAAAUCACAAGUCGCUGCCUCUUCUGACCUCGGCUUUCACACCGCCUGGACCUUGUGCUGCAGCUCAGUGGCUUUCUUCUUGUUCCCUCGUUCCCAGGAACCUCUCCCACAUCCCAAGAACCAGCCCCAGCUGCGGUCAGCUGUGCUGGGAGCGGCUGUGUUGGGGUUUGCUGCUCCUCUGGGAGGGCUGGAGCAGGGCAGGACCUGGGGACCAGGGGAAGAUGUCUCCACCGCCAGGCAGAGCUGUCUGUGCUGGCAGUGACGUCACAGCAGGAUCCACCUUUUUUUUUUUCCUUUCCCUUUUCUAUGUUGCUUAUUUUGUAUCUUGCUGGGAGAAGCCGAUUCCAGACUGGUGGCCGCUCUCCGUUUCCGCAGAGAUGCUGCUGCUGCCUGGGCCCCUCCGUGGCUCAGUCCCGGCGCUGCUCACCCGCGAGGUUGCUCUUUGCCAUCGCUUGCACUAACUCGAGCCGGCGCUGGCGUCAGCGUGCUGGUUUUGCACCAAGGGACGGCUGCACAAGGCCCCAGCCUGUGGCCUUUCACGGGGAGGAGUCAGCACUGGGAAACAAGCAAACAGAAGCCUCUCGACAAGCUCAGAGCGAGCCCUGGUGGCGUGGGCCACCCCAGCAGCGCUGCACCGAGUCUGUUCCUCGGAGCCCAGGGAGGUUUCGGGGCUCUCCCUGGGCCCCAUCCUGGAUCUGGGCCGGCAGCGGCUGCUUGCCAAGCCAAGGGGCCGAGGAGGGGAAGCUGCUGCCACCGCGCUGAUGGGGAAAGCUUUUGCCUGGCUUUUCCAAGGGGCGAUGCCAUCACCCGGUGCUGCCAUCCCAGCACCCAGGGCUUUGCUACUGCCCGGCCCGCAGCGGGGGCUCGGCCGUGUUCGCUGCUCCUCUUCCACACAACGCCCGCAGCUCCUGGCAUGGCCGAGCUCCCCCGAGGCCGCGGGGAACCACGUCCAGUGUGUGCGGGAGCCUGGCCCCGCGGUGCAGCCCGGCCGUGGUGGGGGCUCACCUGUGCGGGGCUGUCGCUGCAUCUCCCCCCCCCCCCCGCCCUGUGACCUUCGGGGAAGGAGAAAAACAGCCAGAAAAGAGACUUCCUACUUGUUCUGUUUGUUUAGCGCCUGUGCUUGGGGUAGGGUGUUUGUGUGAGUAAUUAUUUCAGUAACUUAACUUUGGGCUCCUUAUUUCCUUGUGAAUAACAUCUAACACGCUGUGUAAAGUUGUAUCAUACACUAAAAGUGACAAAAAACUACUGUUGUGAUUUGGGUUGCUUUUUUUUUUUUUUUUUUAGUUUUUAUGUUCUGGGGUGGGGAAAGAUGGUUUGCUGGGGUUGGUUUCUGGUGUUUUUGUUUUUUUUUUUGUUGUUGUUGUUUUGUUUUGUUUUGUUGUUUCAGGUGCAAGGAGGGGGUUAAUCCUCCCCCUUGCUGCAGGUGGAUUCAACUGAACGGCACACACGGAAGGGGGGGGGGGGGGAGGCUUUUUAAAAAUAAAAGAGAAAAUAAAUUAGCAGUUCCCACAGCCCCCAGGCCAGUCCCCCCUCCUGGCAGGGGGCCUCUUUGCCUCCCCAACCCCGUCGACCACGUUGUCGUUUCCUCCAUCGUCGUCUCCCCGACCCCUCUCAGCUGUAGCACGUGGGGCUGUGAACGUGUAAAUGAUGUUUAAUAAUAGAGAAGAACCUAAAGUUUCUACGAGUUUUAGAGGAAGGAAACAAAACAAAUUGCUUUGUAAUCUCUUGGUUUUCACGCACUUCAGUGCCUUUAGAUCAACUUCUGUUAAAGCGUGGGGGCGGGGGGGCGUCUGUACACUUGUUUUUAGGGGUUGUGACCUGAUUAUGCUACAUUAAAACUACGGGCACUGCAAGAGGCUCUCAGGUAUCCUUUAUUCUUGUAGUAAUAAUGCAAUUAAACUUUUAGUGGUUUAA
Anas platyrhynchos (mallard) is the source of this 7954-nucleotide messenger RNA. RefSeq names its product zinc finger protein 687 (gene ZNF687). The record is from RefSeq and is a predicted model, not a curated record. Lineage: Eukaryota; Metazoa; Chordata; Aves; Anseriformes; Anatidae.